Messenger RNA from Symsagittifera roscoffensis, 1872 nucleotides. RefSeq lists its product as uncharacterized. The coding region runs from base 14 to 1735 and encodes 573 amino acids. The transcript is spliced from 2 exons. NCBI's taxonomy places the organism in Eukaryota, Metazoa, Xenacoelomorpha, Acoela, Convolutidae. The record is from RefSeq and is a predicted model, not a curated record.
AGAAGUUAAUAAAAUGAGUUCUACACUUUCGCAAAGCUCUGUCCAACAUGAAUUGACGAAACAAGCGCUUGGACUGAGUGGCGAUGUGAGGCAGCAGCUAUUGCCACAAGAAGAUUCAAAAUCCUCAGAGCUUACAAAUUUCGCUAGACAAGAAAAUUUACUGGACGAUGAGUUUGAUGAAGCCUUUGAACAGUCAUCGAGCGAUGGACAGGUAACUGAAAAACUAUCACCCAAGACUAUUUCUAAACCAACUCCUGUCGUUAGCAAGGAUAUUAAUGAAAUUAAUCGAAUAUGGCUUGAAAAGCGCCAAAAACUGCAAAAAGACCCUUCACGAGAAACAAUCAACGCAUCAGAAAUCCAACUUGGUAAAAAAGAAGAUUUUGCAAUGCAAAAAGGAGUGAGCGCAGGAGUUUCACCAAUCAGUACAAAUCCACUGAUUUUACCUUUUUCUGACAGGAAUCGUGCUUCAGGUGUUGAUGCUAUUGUAGCUCAAUCGCAUCAGAGUAAAGUUUCAGUUAGCGGCGAAACAGCUUUUGGAAUUCAAAAUUCUGCUGUUGUUACGGUAGAUUCAACUGAGAUUAAUGUUAAGUCGAUGGCUGAAUCAAGAUACAAUAAAGAACUUGAAGAGAUUAAGUCAAUGGCUUUCAAUGGUAUAGAUCAAGUAGAUUCUCCGAGUAGAGAUAUAUCGGCGUCGAAUGAGAAUUUCAAAAACACUAUCAGUGAUAAAGCUCUGUUCACUCUGCCUACAAAUGUAAUCAAAAUCUCCGAUAAAAACCCGAUUGAGUUUCAAGAAGAUGAUGUAUUUGAAGCUGAACUUAUUACUCAACAAAAUUCCGACACUAACUUGGUAUUUUGCUCAUUCGAACAGAUGAUGUCCUUGUUUAAAUCACCUGAGCUUGAUUAUUCUCAAAUUCAAACAACAGUGCCUGUAAGUGGCUGGAAGUCCAUUAAAAAAAUUUUCAGUGGUCCUCCGAAAUUGAACAAAAAUUUAGUGCGCGAUCGGGAUUCUAUUUUUGCUCUUGCGAAACUAGCUUUCAAUCCUUCAGACGAACUUCAUGUACAAAUGCUAAGAACAGUCUAUGGCGUUUUGACCAGUUCAAAUGCUAAAUGCUCCGUUCAAGGCUCGCAUUGGUCCCAAGUGGGCUUCCAGGGCAAUGACCCAAGUACGGAUUUCAGGGCCUGUGGAAUGCUCGGUUUGCUCCAUCUGACAUACUUGGGAGUUGAGCACAGUUCACUGGCGCAAAAAAUCUACGAGAUGUCUCUUCAUUCUACUGCAAAUUUUCCUCUUGCAGUUCUUUCUAUUAAUUUAACAAAAAUAUCGUUGCAAGUUUUACGCGAGGAAAAGUUAAAUAAAAUGUGCAAUGCUAGAAAAGAUGUUAUUGCACCCUUCAAUGAGUUAUUCGUUGCGUUGUGGUCUAAUUUUUUCUGUAUAUGGAGUAAAUUGGACAAAACUAUUGGGGAUUUUGCUUUUGUGCUAAAAGACAUUGAAGCAUCCGCUGGAAGAGACGUGAAAAGUUUCAUAGAAAAACACUCGAGCGUGAAGAUACACGAAUUGGGCGAAAAUGGUGAAAAACGGACUGAAGACAAAGUGUCGGUAGAUAAAUCGGCGACAGCUUCUAAAAACAAAUACGCAAUUACGGGAACGGCUGAUGCAAUAGAUUCCAAAGAGGUUUCAAAGAAAGACGAUAACGGCGAGCUUAAUUUUAUAGGAGUUGAUGAGCUGACUCCAAUCUAAACUCUUUUAAAUCUGAACUAUUUAUCUCUGCUAGCGCGUGCCUUUUGAAAGUAAUUUCAAUGUACAAAUUUAGACUGUAAAAUUUCUGUAAACUAUGUGUAUAUGUAUUUUGUAAAUUUGAAAAUUUUUCAUAUCAA